AUGUCCCUUACGGUCCUUGACGAAGCAAUCACUGGCAGUGCGCAGCCGUACAACGCUGACUACCUGCAUAGUAUAGUAAAGCGGCUCGUCAAUGGUGCACCAGUGAUCGUCAUCGCACAGAGCAACGACGGCAUCGAGGCUGGCACGCGAACCGAGUCGCCAGAUUCGCCCACUAACAUACAGUCGAUCCCCAUCGAGCGAAUGCUGCCCGGAGAUGGCGUUCCCGGAGAAGAAAUCAGGAUAGUGAAGGAAGCUUCGGAGUCGAUGAGUGCGCUCGAAGAGUGCAAAGAAGAGGUUGACCGAUUAAAAGUCAUGCUUGACGACCUGAUCAAACACGACUGGGAGCGAGAGAAGUUGCAGGGUCUCCUGGACGCGAUGUCAACGGUGCAAAGAGAAACCAACACAGGGCUCGAACUUAAUGCCGCAAAAGUCGAGGAAGACGGGCAUGUCGCGCGAGACGCGGACGUCGUCGCCACAGGACAGAGCGUCCGCGAAUCAUUCUCCGAGUUCUGCCAUCACAUCGACGCCUUGCAGAGUGCGUUGCAUGACGUAGCUGAGCAGAUCGAUAGUAUACGAGAGAAGGGAAAACACUGGUUUCUUCAUCUGCGCUGGCACAUCGUAUGGGCGAAGAUACGGGAGUCCCUCCCCGAAAUCCUGAGAGCGGUCGUGCAACUCAUCUCCCACAUCGGGAAGAUCCUAGCCCUCGUUCACCCGGUCGCUAACGUCAUCACUGCCCUUGCCGACGCUGUUCAUGCACACCUCAGUAACACCAACGCUAAGAGCGCGCCACACGUCAAUCUCGCUCAUGCCGCUUUACAGGCGUGGAGGAGACUACCCACGAAGUACCCCAUCACAAUAAACAGCUACAAUGAGAUGAAGGAGAUCCUGAAUUUCAUCCGCGAGAAGAUGCCAAUGCAUGUCACGGAAGUACAAGACAUGUUGAGGGACUGCUACACAAAGAUGGAGCAUCCGAUGCUCAAAGUCGAAGAUCAACUGGGUACGCAUUACGUCCGCAUGAUGCCAGAGGACGCGGAGAGAGCAGCCGGCGUGUGGAGACAAAUGGGAGACCGCCUGGACGAGGUGUUUAGAUCCCACUGCCAGGAGACGUCGGGUGCGGAUUCUCCUCGCUGCUAG
This is a messenger RNA of Fomitopsis serialis, 1134 nucleotides long. RefSeq lists its product as uncharacterized. The record is from RefSeq and is a predicted model, not a curated record. The coding region runs from base 1 to 1134 and encodes 377 amino acids. Lineage: Eukaryota; Fungi; Basidiomycota; Agaricomycetes; Polyporales; Fomitopsidaceae. The transcript is spliced from 5 exons.